AUGGGGCCUGGAUACACCUUACUUGUGCGAAUGAGGCGGUAUGAAGAUGCUGAAGGAAUCAAAAGUGCAAUACAGCGGACUUUUCCUGGAGCAGUUCUGAAGGAGCAUCACCUUCUUCAACUGAACUACGAGCUGCAAAAACGCGCCGGUAUGACAUGGUCAUCGUUGUUCGACAAGAUGGAAGAACUUUCACAAGAGUUCAAUUUUGAGGACUAUUCUUUGAGUCAAACAACGUUAGAACAG
Messenger RNA from Ostertagia ostertagi, 243 nucleotides. Lineage: Eukaryota; Metazoa; Nematoda; Chromadorea; Rhabditida; Trichostrongylidae. The record is from the annotation of a GenBank genome assembly.